This is a messenger RNA of Helicoverpa zea (corn earworm), 750 nucleotides long. RefSeq lists its product as uncharacterized. NCBI's taxonomy places the organism in Eukaryota, Metazoa, Arthropoda, Insecta, Lepidoptera, Noctuidae. The coding region runs from base 98 to 385 and encodes 95 amino acids. The transcript is spliced from 3 exons. The record is from RefSeq and is a predicted model, not a curated record.
ACUCAGAUAGCCAUCCCUAGGUAGUUGCUUGUUGUUCACGCGUAUGAAGAGUUCACAUCAUUACAUUAUUUAAGUGUAAAUUAUUGUGAUUAAAAGCAUGAGUAGUGCGUGGGCUGGUUGCGACUCUUGCGGGCAGGAGUGCGCCCCCGCGUGCGGGACGAGACGCUUCCGAGCUUGCUGCUUCAACUACCUGCGGAGGAAGAGGGGGCCAGAGCUCAACAAGGUUCUCUCUGCUCCUCGAGAUACGAAGGAGGAGAAAGCCCCAGCAGUAGCCAUGUACAUGGUGGCGAACAUCCCAGUACCAGAACCGUGGAUGCCCAGCGCCGUGUCAAGCGAAAACCAACGCUAUUCGCUGGAAGACAUGCUUGAAAAUCGAGUGGAUUAACUUUUAGCACUGUCGUUGGGCCCUAUAAUUUUGAGUAGGCACUUAAUAAAAGUUUUUCAUUUGUUUAAAAAGUCCUAUCAAGAUUGUUUAUCUAAUCAGUCUUACCAAGGGGUAUUGGGUUGCCUGGGUUACUGGGUUGAGAAGGUCAGAUAGGGCAGUCGCUGCUUGUAAAGCACUGGUACUCAGCUGCAUCCGGUUAGACUGGAAGCCGACUCCAACAUAGUUGGGAAAAGGCUCGGGUUAUGAUGAUCAAGAUUGUUAAGUGCCCUCUCAAAUUAAGAAAAAGUUACUAUUUAAAACUAUUUAAAAAUACGUCUGUGAAUAAAAUUGGUUUUAAAAUGUGCAAAGUACAGAAAAAUAAAUUU